Molecule: messenger RNA, 1308 nt
Organism: Cetraspora pellucida
Lineage: Eukaryota; Fungi; Glomeromycota; Glomeromycetes; Diversisporales; Gigasporaceae
Source: the annotation of a GenBank genome assembly
AUGAGUCAAACGGCGUCAGCAGCAGACACAACUGAUAGAAAUGUGGAAAUCUGGAAGGUUAAGAAGCUGAUUAAGAGCUUGGAAGCCGCUAGAGGGAACGGAACUUCUAUGAUCUCUCUUAUAAUUCCCCCCAAGGAUCAGAUAUCUCGUGUGGCGAAAAUGUUGGCAGAUGAGUACGGAACUGCCUCUAACAUUAAAUCUCGAGUAAAUCGUUUAUCUGUAUUGGCUGCUAUUACAUCAACGCAACAAAGAUUGAAAUUGUACACCAAAGUUCCAACUAAUGGACUUGUCGUUUACUGUGGUACCAUUGUUACUGAUGAAGGGAAGGAAAAAAAGGUUAACAUUGAUUUUGAACCUUUUAAAGCCAUCAAUACUUCUCUCUACCUAUGUGAUAACAAGUUUCACACGGAAGCUUUAUCCGAAUUGCUGGAAUCGGAUAAUAAGUUCGGAUUCAUUGUGAUGGAUGGCAACGGUGCAUUAUUCGGUACCUUGAGUGGCAAUACCAGGGAAGUCAUCCAUAAAUUUCAAGUUGAAUUACCGAAAAAACAUGGUAGAGGCGGUCAAUCAGCAUUGCGUUUUGCUCGUCUUCGUGAAGAAAAGCGACACAAUUAUGUUCGUAAAGUCGCCGAACUGGCAGUCAAUGUCACCGGACUUAUUUUAGCCGGUUCUGCUGAUUUUAAGACUGAAUUAUCUCAAUCAGACAUGUUUGAUUCGCGUCUUCAAGCUAAAAUUAUUAAAUUAGUCGAUGUCUCUUAUGGAGGAGAGAAUGGUUUUAAUCAAGCAAUCGAGCUCGCCGCUGAGAGCUUGGCAAAUGUCAAAUUCAUUCAAGAAAAGAAGCUAAUUUCAAAGUACUUUGAUGAAAUUUCCCAAGACACUGGUAAAUUUUGCUUUGGUGUUGAUGAUACUCUAAAAGGCUUAGAGUUAGGUGCUGUCGAAACUUUGAUUGUUUGGGAAAACUUGGAUGUGUCUCGUUACGUUUUGAAAAAUUCUAGUGGCGCGGAAAUGAUUGUUCAUAUGACCAAGGAACAAGAAAAAGAACGUUCUCUCUUUAUUGAUAAAGAGACGGGUGUCGAGAUGGAAGUGUGUGAUCGUAUGCCACUUUUAGAAUGGUUUGCUGAUCAUUAUAAAGAUUUUGGUGCUACUUUGGAAUUUGUGACCAAUCGUUCCCAGGAAGGCUCACAAUUCGUUAAAGGAUUUGGUGGAAUUGGUGGCUUGCUCCGUUAUAAGGUUGACUUUGACUCUUUGAAUUACGAUAGUGAAGAAGAUGGUUUCUUCUCUGAAAUACUAAAGAGUAAUAAUGAAAAUUAA